AUGGAUCCAGGGGGAGUACCCUCUCAGGAUGUGCCUGCGGUCCCUCCCCUACAGGAUGAAAGCUGGAGCCAGGAUUCAUGCCUGCAGGUGGGCAGCGCCUACGUUAUUGUGUACUCCAUUGCGGACAGAGGCAGCUUCGAGAGCGCCUCAGAGCUCCGCAUUCAGCUGCGGCGCACACAUCAGGCAGACCACGUGCCCAUCAUCCUUGUGGGCAACAAGGCAGACCUGGCACGCUGCCGGGAAGUCUCCGUGGAAGAGGGCCGCGCCUGCGCCGUGGUGUUCGACUGCAAGUUCAUCGAAACGUCAGCCACGCUGCAGCACAACGUGGCGGAGCUCUUCGAGGGCGUGGUGCGCCAACUGCGCUUGCGCCGCCGGGACAGCGCGGCCCGGGUGUCCCCGGUGCCCCGACGUAGGGCGAGUCUGGGCCAGCGCGCUCGCCACUUCCUGACACGCCUGACAGCCCGCAGCGCCCGCCGGGCUCUGAAGGCCCGCUCCAAGUCCUGCCACAACCUGGCCGUGCUCUGAGGCCCCCCACCCCACGGGGGGAAGCGGAACACUGGGUGCAUUCUGGGCUCCCCAAGGGGCAAAGGCACGGUUGCCUGGAGUCCACAUCGUGGCCUUGCCUGAUCGCUGCACGGAGAGCCAGAGCAGCUAACCAGAGCUGCGGCUGCAGGGACCCGUCCACCCCGGAAAGUGAUGGACAGACUAUGGGCACAAGCUGGGCACAGAGGGGUUUUUUAUGUGGUGCGUUUCGUUUUGUAAAAAUCUUCCUUGUCCCUUUCUGGCCAACCCUCAGAACCUCCCCCCUACACAAUAAACCAGACCAUGAAGAUG
Messenger RNA from Manis javanica (Malayan pangolin), 834 nucleotides. The record is from RefSeq and is a predicted model, not a curated record. NCBI's taxonomy places the organism in Eukaryota, Metazoa, Chordata, Mammalia, Pholidota, Manidae.